UCACUCCACAACACCAGUGAACACAACACUAGUGAACACAACUGCCAGCAAAUGGUCUGAAAUGCCUUUCUAUGCGCUCAACACUUGAGGACAACACUUACGGCCAACACAUCUCCGGUCGAGUCAAUGGUUGGUCACAUCCACACAGAGACAUCGCAGUGAGUGAUGGUAUGAAACACAGAGCCAUACAAAUGGCGAUCAAUGGCUCACUUAUGGCUCAGUGAAGGGAUCCGACGGUGAACUCAAUGCGUUGUAAGACGUGAUUAUAGGACACAAUGGAUGGCAGCCAUGGAUUGGACGAUCAUAUGUGGCACAGAAGAAGUAUGGAGUGGUUUGCGAUGUGAUCAACGCUUCCAAACCAUCACAACUACAAGACAUCAAACUUUUGGCCAACUAUUUGGCCGCCGAUAACACGAAGAGCUCUGCAAUGGUAUUACAGAUAUACCUAAAGUUGGAUCGAAUAGAUUUGGCCCGAAAAGAGCUGAAGAGGAUUCAGGAGACGGACGACGACUCGACUCUUUGCCAGUUAUGUCAGGCGUCCAUCGAUUUGUCUCACGGAGGGGACAAACUUCAGGACGCCUUCUAUAUAUACCAGGAGUUGGCCGACAAAUACGGCGCUUCGCCUCUACUUCUUAAUGGAUAGGCAAAUGAUAUGAAGACCGAGACAUUGAUUCAGUAGACUAUCGAUAAGGACAACAAUAACGCCGAAACACUACUGAAUUGAUGAGAACCUCCAGAAGUGACCAAUCGUUACAUCAGUCAACUGAAAGACUCCAAUACUAACCAUCCCUUCAUUCAAGAUUGUAUCGAAGGAACGGGAGCUCAAGAAUGUCAUCAGAAUAUUAAUAUAAUUACAUUAAUAUUGUAUUUUUUGUUGACUUAUAUAUAUUUGAGGAUAAUUUAUGUCUUAUUUUCUAAAGAAAGUGAAUUUUAAUAAAUGAUGACAACAUUAUUACUAUACAAAUA
Messenger RNA from Medioppia subpectinata, 966 nucleotides. The record is from the annotation of a GenBank genome assembly. Lineage: Eukaryota; Metazoa; Arthropoda; Arachnida; Sarcoptiformes; Oppiidae.